AUGAUAAUCCCAUUUUGUUUUCUCCUGCUAGGGAAAGGUGAACAUGGGAAACCUUAUCCCCUCACUGAAGAAGACCACGAUGACUCAGCUUACAGGGAAAAUGGUUUCAACAUUUUUGUCAGCAACAAUAUUGCUCUGGAGAGGUCCCUGCCAGAUAUUCGCCAUGCUAAUUGUAAGCACAAGAUGUACCUGGAAACACUGCCAAACACCAGCAUCAUUAUCCCAUUUCAUAAUGAAGGUUGGACUUCACUCCUGCGGACCAUACACAGUAUAAUUAACCGAACCCCGGAGAGUCUGAUAGCAGAAAUCAUUCUAGUAGAUGACUUCAGCGAUAGAGAACACUUGAAGGAUAAGUUAGAGGAAUACAUGGCCCGAUUUUCCAAAGUAAGGAUUGUUCGCACCAAGAAGAGGGAAGGGCUCAUCCGGACCCGACUCCUGGGGGCAUCGAUGGCGAGAGGAGAAGUCCUGACAUUCCUGGACUCCCACUGCGAGGUCAAUGUGAACUGGCUGCCCCCCCUCCUUAACCAAAUUGCACUAAACCACAGAACCAUCGUGUGCCCCAUGAUCGAUGUCAUUGACCACAAUCACUUUGGGUAUGAGGCACAAGCUGGGGAUGCCAUGCGAGGCGCCUUCGACUGGGAAAUGUACUACAAAAGAAUCCCCAUCCCUCCAGAGCUCCAGAGGGCAGAUCCCAGCGACCCUUUUGAGUCUCCUGUUAUGGCUGGAGGUCUCUUUGCUGUGGACCGAAAAUGGUUUUGGGAGUUAGGUGGCUAUGAUCCAGGUUUAGAAAUCUGGGGAGGAGAACAGUACGAAAUCUCUUUUAAGGUUUGGAUGUGUGGAGGAGAAAUGUUCGAUGUCCCAUGUUCUAGAGUUGGUCAUAUCUACAGGAAGUACGUCCCUUAUAAAGUUCCAUCUGGGACCAGCCUGGCAAGAAACCUGAAGCGGGUGGCUGAGACCUGGAUGGAUGAAUUUGCCGAGUAUAUUUACCAGCGACGCCCAGAGUACAGGCACCUCUCCACGGGGGACAUCUCUGCCCAGAAGGAGUUACGCAAACAGCUCAAGUGCAAGGACUUCAAAUGGUUCAUGGCUGCGGUGGCCUGGGACGUGCCUAAGUACUACCCUCCAGUGGAGCCACCACCUGCUGCCUGGGGAGAGAUUCGAAAUGUGGCAGCCAAUCUCUGUGUGGACAGCAAGCACGGAGCCACAGGAACCGAGCUAAGGCUGGACAUCUGCGUCAAGGAUGGUUCUGAAAGGACGUGGUCUCAUGAACAGCUCUUUACUUUUGGAUGGAGAGAAGAUAUUCGACCUGGUGAGCCGCUGCACACCCGAAAAUUCUGCUUUGAUGCAAUCUCACACAACAGCCCAGUCACUCUCUAUGACUGCCAUGGCAUGAAGGGAAACCAGCUCUGGGGAUACCGGAAGGACAGAACCUUAUUCCAUCUUGUGAGCAACAGCUGCAUGGACUGCAACCCUGCAGAGAAGAAGAUUUUCAUGGCCAGAUGUGACCCUCUAUCUGAGACUCAGCAGUGGAUUUUUGAACAUAUUAAUAUGACUGUUUUAGAAAAAUUUAACCACCAUGCCAGCUCCUAGAAACAAAGAAGAAGAAAGGAAAGUGUGAUUACCUACAGAUUAUAAAAGUUAACUUUUCGUCAGCGUCUGGGUCAAAGGAGUCAGGAAUAACAUUUCCUCGAUCCAGGAAGCCUGGUUUACAGAUCUGUAAAUGCCACGUCAAAGUAGGUUGUCUCGAAGAACUUCCUGCAUCUGAAGAACUUGGCUGAGAACCUCACCAGCUGCUUCUGAGAACUUGAGACUAGCAGUUCCCUUGCUGGCCAAGGGCAGAGACUACUUAGGGACUUUUCAAAACAACUGCUGAGUUAAUAAAUCCUAGCAUUUCUCAGGUCAAAUCCUGCAGUAGUGAGUAGCUAUGAAUGGAUCCUAGCAUUUGGGUGGGAGGGGGGUGGAAAUAGAGUGCAUGACUGCUCUGACAACCUGAGGAUACCGCAGGCGUAGACCUAGCCACGCUGAAGGGGUGAGCUGUACUCUUUGGUGCCAUUCUCUAAGAAUGGGUGAAGCAGGUUUAACCCUUAAAAGUGCUGCAGAUGAUUUUAGAGUGCUCAUACCAUUCUGUUUUCUUGUUUUAUUUUUAAAUGAGGGUGUGCUAUGUAAUGUAAGACUUAAAUUAACCAUGAAAUGGACUUCCAGUGUUUCUAUUCUUGCAUCUGCCAUUUUCCUUUUAGAGCAGAAGUAACUUAUUGUUCCUAAAAGUUCAUGCUCCAUCAAUCAGAUGAAGUUCUAAUUCAGUGCCCUUGUAUGAAUCCAGUUUAAGAACAAAAUACUAUGCUACUAAGUGACUCCAAAGAGAAAGAUUUCACAGAAGCAGCAAAACCGUGUAGGGUUUAGGAGGGGGAUUUCCGUAGGAAAUCUAUUUUUACUUUUCUAUUAUUUUUAGAAUUUUAAAAGUCUGAUGUUUGUCCAGUCAUAAUUUUUAUUAAGGAAGAGAAUGGAGUGAGGUUGAUGUAAUUUGUUUAAGGAGAUUCUUAAACCCAAAUAAAUCUACACUCCAAGUGACGUGUGAAAAUGUCUUGGUUCACUUCA
Molecule: messenger RNA, 2595 nt
Organism: Rhinolophus ferrumequinum (greater horseshoe bat)
Lineage: Eukaryota; Metazoa; Chordata; Mammalia; Chiroptera; Rhinolophidae
Gene: GALNTL6
Product: polypeptide N-acetylgalactosaminyltransferase like 6
Exons: 10
Coding region: 1-1590 (529 amino acids)
Cellular component (GO): Golgi apparatus
Source: RefSeq, a predicted model, not a curated record